AUGGAGGGAGGAAGCCGCCGGGCCGCAGCGGCUUCGGCCGUCCUCCCGGUCCCGGACGAGCUCAUCGUCGAGAUCCUCUCGCGGCUGCCGGCCAAGUCGCUCUGCCUCUGCGAGUGCGUCUCGCGGGCCUGGCGCGCCUUCAUCUCCGAUCCGGCCAACCGCCGCAGGUUCGCGCAGACGCUGUCGGACCUCUUCUUCUCCCGUCCCUACGGCAGCCGCCCGACCUGGGACUUCAUCGGCUUGUCUAUGUCUUCGGUUUUGCCUCCGCCUCCCGGGGUUGAUAUGACUCUCUCCUUCCUGCCCCCCACCUGUGAGCUGCUGGACUCUUGCAACGGGUUGCUCCUCUUGCGGAGCGAGGAAUAUUGGCAACGACAUUCACCACCGCCCUUCUACAUCGUGUGCAAUCCAGCCACCGGGGAGUGGGUUACCUUACCCCAACCAAGCCGCGUCCCAGGUCUUAUUGACUAUUAUGACGGUGUCAGUCUACCCAUAGACACCAGCACAGCGGCACUAGGCUUCGAUCCGUCCAUCUCCCCGCAUUUCCAUGUGUUUCAGCUGGUGCAGCAGUUGGAUCGUUACGAAUUCAUCGUCUGGGCAGUGGAGAUAUACUCGUCCCAAACGGGAAGAUGGGUUCUCAGAGAAGCCCCAUUUGACCGUGCCAUAGAAUAUGUCCAAUACACUGGCCAAAUGACCUAUUUCAAAGGCUUCCUGCAUUUCUGCAUGAUACGCAAUUCUGUCGUGUCGGUGAACACAGAGGGCCAGACAUGGAGGAUCUCCCGAGUGAGGGAAAAUGGUGGUGGCUCUGGUUCUUCUGUCUGUCAUUCUCAGGGCCGCUUACUUUAUGUUGAUAGCAAUCUCGACUCAAGUGAUGCCAUGUCAAUCUAUGUUCUUGAGGAUCAUGACAGUGAGGAGUGGAUAUGGAUCUUUAAACAAAGCAUCAACAAGCCAGAUCUAUUUGGACCAAGAAUGCCAGGAAGGGUAUGGGACUACUACACAGCUGCGUUUCAUCCAGACAGCGAUUUGAUCUUCUUCUAUGAUUGGUUAAAGAAAAGACUGAUGUCCUAUGAUAUGAAACACAGGGAUGUGCAUGUUAUCUGUACUCUAGAAGUGCCCUAUUUUGAGUUUCUACCAACAGAAGAUGUGCAUCGUAAAUUUUUCCCAUAUGUUCCGUUGUACUCAGGGGCAUUACCAUCAUCGUAA
This is a messenger RNA of Miscanthus lutarioriparius, 1200 nucleotides long. The record is from the annotation of a GenBank genome assembly. NCBI's taxonomy places the organism in Eukaryota, Viridiplantae, Streptophyta, Magnoliopsida, Poales, Poaceae.